GAAGCAGAUGAGACCCUCAUCCGACGUCAAUAUGUCUUUGUCACUUGAUCUCAAUAUAUAUGUAUCACUAUAGUACGAUGUAUUCACCGACAAGCAUUCUCAAUGAAGUGUGUUAUAUUGCCAGCUUCAGCAGUUGUUUUGUUAUUGAAGUACUGUUAUCCUUUCAAAUGACCGACUUCCAUCUUAGAACAACCUCAAGGAAGGGUAAAUCCUGCGUAGACCUUCUCUCCUUUUCCCUUCUCAUAUAAUGAUGUUGAAAGUAUUCACUGACUCAUGUAACGACCGGAGGAUAGGAUGUAAAGAGACCA
Molecule: messenger RNA, 308 nt
Organism: Mollisia scopiformis
Lineage: Eukaryota; Fungi; Ascomycota; Leotiomycetes; Helotiales; Mollisiaceae
Exons: 2
Coding region: 60-248 (62 amino acids)
Source: RefSeq, a predicted model, not a curated record